Molecule: messenger RNA, 841 nt
Organism: Tripterygium wilfordii
Lineage: Eukaryota; Viridiplantae; Streptophyta; Magnoliopsida; Celastrales; Celastraceae
Product: GDSL esterase/lipase At2g23540-like
Exons: 1
Coding region: 368-841 (157 amino acids)
Molecular function (GO): hydrolase activity, acting on ester bonds
Source: RefSeq, a predicted model, not a curated record
AUUAAAGACAGGAGACUAACACCAAGUUCUAACCUUACUGAACUGCAAUUAUAGGGAGAGGUGGUGUCACUGGGAAUGCAGAUACAACAAUUCUCAAUAGUAGAACAAAACAUCAAGCAGAUUUUAGGUAACCCACAAGCAACAGCUAAUUUUUUCUCUAAAUCUAUCUUCCUCAUCAGCGUUGGCAGCAACGAUGUUUUCGACUAUAAACGUUUCAAUGGCACCAUCGGAGGCGUACCUGUGUCCCCACCGGAGCUCAUGCAAAUACUCCUAUUGAACUACACAGACCAUUUAACGGUAUGAAAUCUCAUUAAUCAAGAUCUAUAUAUAAUUUACUGUGAUAUUGAAAACAAUCAUGUAAUAACAAAUGCAGAGUUUAUACAAUCUUGGAGCACGAAAAUUCGGGAUUAUCAGCAUGCCCCCACUGGGUUGCUGUCCAUACGUGCGAGAUCGCAACAAUGGUAAAUGUCUGGAACUAGCAAAUGAGUUUGCUAAGUCAUUCUUUAUUCAGAUGAAGACUCUCUUGGAAUUGUUGAGCAAGCAACUCCCAGGAAUGACAUAUUCACUUGGAAAUUCUUAUAAGAUGACUGUUAAUAUCAUACAAAACCCUCUCAUUUUUGGUAUAAAGGAGACCAGGAAAGCUUGUUGUGGGAAUGGAACAUUCAAUGGACUAACACAAUGCGAUCAAACCACAAAUCUUUGUGCAGAAAGGCAGGACCACUUGUUUUGGGAUUGGUUUCAUCCAACUCAGGCUGUGUCCAGACUGGCUGCUCUCACUCUCUAUGGAGGCUCAAGAGGACUCGUCACUCCCAUGAACUUCAGUCGACUGGUGCAAAUCUAA